Talpa occidentalis (Iberian mole) is the source of this 3642-nucleotide messenger RNA. It is a transcript of the gene TSPAN2, whose product is annotated as tetraspanin 2. Bases 32 to 697 code for a protein of 221 amino acids. The transcript is spliced from 8 exons. Lineage: Eukaryota; Metazoa; Chordata; Mammalia; Eulipotyphla; Talpidae. Gene Ontology annotation, cellular component: membrane. The record is from RefSeq and is a predicted model, not a curated record.
CCUGGGACUCGCACCCCGCCGCGGCCGCAGCAUGGGGCGCUUCCGCGGGGGCCUGCGGUGCAUCAAGUACCUGCUGCUCGGCUUCAACCUGCUCUUCUGGCUGGCCGGCUCGGCUGUCAUUGCUUUUGGACUAUGGUUUCGCUUCGGAGGCAGCAUGAAGGAUUUCUCAGCAGAGGACAAGUCCCCAGAGUAUUUCUAUGUGGGACUCUAUGUGCUAGUGGGAGCAGGGGCCCUGAUGAUGGCCGUGGGGUUCUUCGGGUGCUGCGGAGCCAUGCGGGAGUCACAGUGUGUGCUCGGAUCUUUUUUCACUUGCCUACUGGUGAUAUUUGCUGCUGAAGUAACCACUGGAGUAUUUGCUUUUAUAGGCAAGGGUGUAGCUAUACGACAUGUUCAGAGCAUGUACGAAGAGGCUUAUAACGACUACCUUAAAGACAGGGGCAAGGGGAAUGGGACACUCAUUACCUUCCACUCAACAUUUCAAUGCUGUGGGAAAGAAAGCUCUGAACAGGUUCAGCCCACGUGCCCGAAGGAGCUCCCAGGACACAAGAACUGCAUUGAUGAAAUUGAGACCAUAAUCAGUGUAAAGCUCCAGCUCAUCGGAAUUGUUGGUAUUGGAAUUGCCGGUCUUACGAUCUUUGGCAUGAUAUUCAGUAUGGUCCUUUGCUGCGCGAUACGAAACUCACGAGAUGUGAUAUAAAGCGACUUCUACAAGGAAACUACAGUCUAGAGCUUUCGUACAAAUGCCCCAGGAGCUUUCUCCUGGUUCAUUUUUAAUAGUCAAAGGACAUCAGGUUCUAAAAUAAUUUGCUGUUAAUUGUACAUUUGCACAUGUAUGUUUGGCUUCCUGUGUGUGGUGACUGAGAGCAUAUUCAUGUGUGAUCUGAGUGUUUCCAGUACAUGCAUUAUACAUAAUGAAAUCUGUUUGCUGGGAAUUCCUGAUUCUUGUUAUGUGAGAACAACAACUUAUUUAACCCUCAGAAAAAGAUUUAAAAAAAAAAAUUUUGAUAGACUUAAAAAACUUGGUUAUGAAAAAUGAAAAAAUGAUAGUGGGUUAGUUUCUUAAACUCUAGUCAUAGAAAGAGACAUAGAAUUAGGGAUUUUUAGUAAACAGGAGCAAUAAGCUACAGGAAUUGAGAAAUCGUGGUGCAGUGUUAAAAUUGACUAUGUCUGUGCUGGGUUUAAGGGUUUCCUGAGUUUUUUUAUAUGCAUACUCUCCCUAGAAUACAGUAAACUAGUUUUAGAACUAAACACAUCUGUAGAACUAAAUGUAGCAUGGAAAAUCUAAUUUGAAUAAAUCUUACUUUCCUAGUACUUAACAAAAAAACCUCCCUCUGGAAAGAGUGGUUACACAGACAAUCAUGUACCCUAUCAAAGUGAGUGCUUUUAGGACUAGAAGAUCUUUUAACAACUUUUUAAAGAAAUAUUUUUGUUCAUAUAUAAAGACAUUUAAAUAUUUAUUACUUUCCUUAUCUGACUCUGCUGUGAACUACUGCAGUCCUUAACAUCCUCUAAAGGGCUUUUCUCUCUACUUUUUCUGUUUCUCCAAGCUCCAUGGAUAGAAAGACAAAGCAAGAGAUCUGCCAGCCACAAAUUGUGGGAAAAAAGAAUUUUUACUAGCACUGUGUCUUUGAAAUAUCUCAUACUUUGAGUUUAAAAAUGAUCCUAAUUUUUUGUAUUUUGCUAUUUAUUCACAUAGAGACUCUUCCUCAUAGAUUAGGAACUACAUUUUUUUACCUUUAAAUUGUAAAGCAAAAUCCUUCAUAAUUCAAAUAUUAUCUCAUGAGCAUCCUUGGCCAAAACCAAAAUAAACAAAGAAAAGCAUCUGCUAGUUGUGGGCACACUACAGAGACAAGCUAAGGAAACAAAAAUAGAAAUGUGUUCUUUCUGUGCAAGUUCCCUAUAAAAAUAAAAUUUUCAUAUUCUUUUAUGGUCUUGAUGCUUCACUAUAGGUAUGAAAUCUAAAUUUGGGACCUAAAUUGACUUAUUUGCCUAAUUUUUAAUAAGUGUGUCCAUUUCGUAAAUCAAAGAAAUUUCUUUUUUUCCAUUAAAAGGCCACACAAAAGUGAAAAUAUGCAGGACUUUAGAAUCACCUCAUGUGACUUUGCACAAAUAUAAGAACACAAGUCUUAGGGUGUGCACUAAACAAAGUCUGCACUUUGACAAAACACUUUCUGAAAAGACAACCAUUUGCAAUAGUCUCACUCCCAUAGAAACCACAUUUCUCUUUCUAUCAUAUUUGCUACUGCUACUAACUUUGGAGGAAUAUUUUCUAGGAAAAAAGUCAGAUUAAAAGCAGGCUAAAAUUUACUUGUAUGUGGAUAGUUCACUGUCUACAGCUAAAGAAGAUUAUUUUAAGAAAGUCACUCUAUGAAUCAGAUGUUAUACCCCAGUAAUUGAGAAGUAUCAUCUUUGAAGCAGAGAACAGACUAUGUCUCGUGAGGGCUUCAGUUCUUCUGCCUCGAGAGAGGAGAGAGGCCCAAGUAUGUACUCAGGGUCCUUCCAGCUCUGAAUCAUGUCCGAGCCAACAGAGUGGGUUUCAUUCUAUCUCUGAAUGAACGACCAUGAAGACUACAGUAGCUAAAAGUGGAAGAGUAGAGAUCUGCUCUAUUAUGAUUAAUGUGCCCUUUUAGGGAGUAAUUGCUCCAAAAUACGUGCCAUGAGUAAAAUUAGAGAAUUCUACCUCUGAGCAAGGGUAGCUUUAUGUAUAUCUUGAGUCUAUAUAUAUCUUGAAUUCCUAUAUAUCUUGAUUCUAUAAUCUUGAAUAUAUACACAUAUAUAACUUGAAUGUAUGUAUACAUAUAUGUGUGUGUGUACACACGCACACAUGCUUAUGAAUAAAUUUUUGGUUUUGUCUGUUUUCCUAAACUAAUUUGAAAUCAGACCCAAACUUUUUCUUAAGUAUCUCGUGCCAAGGCACUGAAGUAAAACUUUUUAAUGAAGAAAUAUUUUAAGUUAUUUCAAAUUAAAUUUUCUGUGUACUAGAAUUGUUUGUUCGGUUUAUUUUAAAAUCCUAUGUAUCUUUAUGUGCACUUCACACAACUCACCUAAAUGUUGAAUUUACCAAUCAACUCAAACAAUGUGGUAAAAGUAGAACAGUGGUAACCCCUCCAUGGAGUUACAACUGGAAACUGAAAUCAAAAGCAACACCCUAAGGACUUUCACUGCAUACAGCUACACUUCAAUUAAUAUUGUUCCAUCCAAACCAUACCUCUGUUCCCCUGAACAGCCCCUGUUGCUUCUGUAAAAUUGUACACCAACAGUUCCAGUGGAGUCUUCCACACAGUCGGCAAUGAUCACGGCUCUCCUUUCCCCUGCGAGCAAAGCUUAAAGGUUGGCUCAGUGAGAAUGAGGGUCACAGAACUUCCCUCAAUAGCAGUGAAGGAGAUAACAUAUUUUCCUUUAUCAAGUAAGCUUAUUAAAGAUUAAAAUGAAGAGACACCUCCAUGUCAUGGGUAAAACAUGACCUCCAUGGCCACAAGGCUAGCCACUGGGAAUUCCAGAGGUGUACCCGAACUUUCCUAGUUCACUGCCUUGAUAUACCGCUUUUGACUACCAGGCCCUAAAUUUCAGCAAUGCCAUUUCCCCCACCCCUGGGACGGAACAUUCUUGGGCCCUUGGAGCUACUCAAUUAACUGUAUCAUC